AUGUCUGACGUUGCAGAUAAAGUUAAGGACUUGUCCUUUAAAGACAAGAAGAAGAAACCUGCUAACUCAUUAUAUUUAGACCCACAACCUGCAUUUAUUGAAGAAAGAAUCAAGUUAUUUGAAGAAUUGAAAGCUCAGUAUGACGAGGAAAUUAGCAAUAAGGAAAAGACGCCAAUUAAAAUCACCUUAAGGGAUGGUACCGUCAAGGAAGGUACUGCUUUUGAGACUUCUCCCAUGGAUAUUGCCAACUCUAUAGGUAAAUCCUUUGCUGAAAGACAAGUUAUUGCCAAAGUCGACGGUAAGUUAUGGGAUAUGCCUCGUCCAUUAGAGGGAGACGUCAAAUUGGAAUUUUUGGAUUUUGAGCAUCCCGAAGGUAAGGCUGUGUUCUGGCACUCGUCGGCCCAUAUUUUAGGUGAAGCAUGUGAAUGCCAUUAUGGGUGUCACUUAUCGCAUGGUCCGCCAACUGAAGAUGGGUUUUUCUACGAUAUGUCGAUCAACAAUGGUGAAACAUUUGUUACUCAGGGGGAUUUUGGUAACUUGGAACAAGUAGCCACCAAGGCUAUAAAGGAAAAGCAAAAGUUUGAAAGGUUGGAAAUGACCAAGGAACAAUUGUUGAAAAUGUUUCAUUACAACAAGUACAAGGUCAAGUUUAUUAGCGACAAGAUCCCUGACGGCACGUCUACUACUGUGUACAGAUGUGGUCCGUUGAUUGAUUUGUGUGUUGGUCCCCACAUCCCCCACUCAGGAAGAAUCAAGGCAUUUAAGGUGUUGAAGAAUUCUUCGUCGUACUUUUUGGGCGAUGCCAGCAAUGACUCGUUGCAGAGAGUCUAUGGUAUCUCUUUUCCAGAUAAGAAGUUGAUGACUGAGCACUUGAAGUUUUUAGCCGAGGCUGCUGAGAGAGACCACAGAAAGAUUGGUAGAGAACAGGAAUUGUUUAUUUUCAAUGAAAUGUCACCUGGUUCGGCCAUGUGGUUGCCCCAUGGUGCUAGAAUUUACAACACUUUGGUUGAUACUUUGAGGACAGAGUACAGAAAGAGAGGCUAUGAAGAGGUUAUCACGCCAAACAUGUACUCGACCAAGCUCUGGGAGACUUCUGGUCACUGGCAAAACUAUAAGGAAAACAUGUUUUCGUUUGAAGUUGAAAAGGAGACUUUUGGGUUAAAGCCAAUGAACUGUCCUGGUCACUGUAUUUUGUUUAAGUCGAGAGAAAGAUCGUACCGUGAAUUGCCAUGGCGUGUUGCUGAUUUUGGUGUUAUUCACAGAAACGAGUUUUCUGGUGCGUUGUCGGGAUUGACAAGAGUCCGUCGUUUCCAACAAGAUGAUGCUCAUAUUUUCUGUACCACUGACCAAAUCGGGACGGAAAUUGCUGGUGUUUUUGACUUUUUGAAGAAAAUGUAUGGUAUUUUUGGAUUUGAGUUCAAGAUGGAGUUGUCUACCAGACCAGAAAAGUAUGUUGGGGACUUGGAGACAUGGAACUCAGCAGAAAAGAAGUUGGAGCAAGCGUUGAAUGAUUUCUUGGGUGAAGGCAAGUGGGAGUUAAAUCCUGGUGAUGGUGCGUUCUACGGACCCAAGAUCGAUAUUAUGAUCAGUGAUGCGUUAAAGAGAUGGUUCCAAUGCGCCACUAUCCAAUUGGAUUUCCAGUUGCCACAACGUUUUGAGUUGGAGUACAAGUCCGACAAAGGUCCCAACACGCGUCCAGUUAUGAUCCACCGAGCCAUUUUGGGGUCAGUUGAGAGAAUGACAGCUAUUUUGACUGAGCACUACAAGGGUAAAUGGCCAUUCUGGUUGUCUCCAAGACAGGUUUUGAUUGUUCCGGUUGGGCCCAAGUACUAUGAUUAUGCACAGAAGCUUCAAAAGAAGUUGAAUGACGAUUACUUUUUCUACUGUGAUGUUGAUGUUAGUGGGAACACCUUACCCAAGAAGAUUAGAACUGGGCAGUUGUACAAGUACAACUUUAUCUUUAUUGUUGGUGAAGACGAGGAAAACAGCGAGAGUGUUAAUGUCAGAAACAGAGACAUUCCAGAAGAGCAAGGAAAGAAUGCUAUGGUCAAGUUUGAUGACGUUGUGAAGCAAAUGGUUGCCUUGAGAGAGUCUAAGAGAAGCGACAAUAAAUUACAAUAG
Candida dubliniensis CD36 is the source of this 2121-nucleotide messenger RNA. It is a transcript of the gene THS1, whose product is annotated as threonine--tRNA ligase. The transcript has a single exon. The record is from RefSeq and is a predicted model, not a curated record. Gene Ontology annotation, cellular component: cytoplasm. Bases 1 to 2121 code for a protein of 706 amino acids. Gene Ontology annotation, biological process: threonyl-tRNA aminoacylation. NCBI's taxonomy places the organism in Eukaryota, Fungi, Ascomycota, Pichiomycetes, Serinales, Debaryomycetaceae. Gene Ontology annotation, molecular function: ATP binding; threonine-tRNA ligase activity.